UCGGCGAGGACAGAGAGGAGAAAGAAGAAGAAGACGACGGAAGAGGGAGGAUUCUAUAGAUAUAGAGAGAGACAGAGAAAGAAAAGGAUCUAUAUCUAGAGAGAAAGAGAGAAAAGAAUGGAUCAGUCAUUUUUGCUUAUGCUAUCAAAUCUGCUGAACCUGCAAAACAAUCUCGAUCCCGCCGCCUCUUUGCUCUCCGAUUCCGCCUCCUUCGCCGCUUCCGCCACGUCGCCGACCUCGCUCCUAACCUCCACCUCCGCCGCUCCUCUUCUCUUCUUCACCAUUGCCUCCGUCCUCUCCUACGUCGCCUCCCACUCUCCCAACAAAAAACGCAAAACUUCUCCCAACAAUCCUUCAUCUCCUUCCGCCGCCGAGUUCUCCAUCUCCGCUUUUCGCGCGCUCUCAACCGAACACAUAUGGGCCAUGGAAGCUCCUCUAAGGGACGCUCAGUGGCGAUCCCUUUACGGCCUCUCUUACCCCGUCUUCACCACUGUUGUCGAUAAGCUCAAACCCUAUAUCACUCAAUCUCAGCUCUCACUCCCUUCCGAUUACGCUGUAGCUAUGGUACUCUCGCGCCUCUCCCAUGGGUUAUCGGCUAAAGCCCUAGCUUCCCGGUACGGUCUCGAACCCUACCUGAUUUCCAAAAUUACUAACAUGGUUACUCGCCUCCUGGCUACUAAGCUUUAUCCGGAAUUUAUUAAGAUCCCGGUGAGUCGUCGCCGGCUCGUGGAAACUACUCAGGGGUUUCAAGAGCUUACCUCGCUCCCGAACAUUUGCGGCGCCAUUGAUGGAACCCCAGUGCGGCUCCAUCAUCUUCCCUCAGACACGAUUAACUCUUCGAUGUACUACUGCAAAUACGGAUUCCCUUCGAUUCUGCUCCAGGUUGUGGCGGAUCACAAGAAGGUUUUCUGGGAUGUCUGUGUGAAAGCCCCCGGUGGGUUCGAUGACGCCACUCAUUUCAGGGAUAGUUUGCUGUAUAACAGGUUGAUUUCCGGGGACAUUGUCUGGGACAAGGUGAUCAAUGUCAGGGGACAGCAUGUGAGACCUUACCUAGUUGGGGACUGGGGUUUCCCAUUGCUGUCUUUCCUGCUCACUCCGUUUUCCUGGAACAGGACUGGAGGUCCUGCCCAGAAUGCAUUUGAUGAAGCAGUGGCGAAGGCGAGAAAGUCAGCUGAAGAAGCCAUUGGUUUGUUGAAGGGAAGGUGGAAGAUUCUUCAGGACUUGAAUGUGGAUCUCAGCCACGCGCCUCAAACAAUUGUUGCGUGCUGCGUCUUGCACAACUUGUGUCAGAUUGCAAGGGAGCCGGAGCCUGAGCUUUGGAAGGAGCCCAACGAGACUGGAUCAAUACCCAGGAUAUUGGAUAACGAGAAGUCUUUCCAUUACUAUGGUGAAAGCUCGAGGCAAGCAUUGGCUGAUGAUUUGUACCAGCGACUAUCUUCCAGAUGAGACGAUACUUUAACUCGUCACAGAAAGUGUUCUUACAUAUGUUAGGUAUUUCAUGACUCAGGAGUGUACUGACCAAUCUAGUUAUGGAAUUUUGGUUUCCUUUUAAAAGUAUGUUGCCUGAUUAUAUGCAGCAGAUUAUUGAUCAAGUGAUCAACUUGUGCUGCAAUUUUGUUCAGCAGCAUGUCUAUGAACAAAUGUGGUUAUAUAUGCUCUUCUUUUUUGUAUCCUAUUAAGUACUUUUAUA
Messenger RNA from Ipomoea triloba (trilobed morning glory), 1690 nucleotides. RefSeq names its product protein ALP1-like. Bases 118 to 1446 code for a protein of 442 amino acids. The record is from RefSeq and is a predicted model, not a curated record. The transcript has a single exon. Lineage: Eukaryota; Viridiplantae; Streptophyta; Magnoliopsida; Solanales; Convolvulaceae.